Messenger RNA from Trichoderma citrinoviride, 1020 nucleotides. RefSeq names its product RNA-binding domain-containing protein. The transcript is spliced from 4 exons. The coding region runs from base 1 to 1020 and encodes 339 amino acids. Gene Ontology annotation, molecular function: RNA binding. Lineage: Eukaryota; Fungi; Ascomycota; Sordariomycetes; Hypocreales; Hypocreaceae. Gene Ontology annotation, biological process: positive regulation of mRNA splicing, via spliceosome. The record is from RefSeq and is a predicted model, not a curated record. Gene Ontology annotation, cellular component: spliceosomal complex.
AUGGCGACCACUGCAAUGGACUACGAGGCCGCUAAUGGCGACCGCUACGAAGACGAGGCUCCUCGCUACGAGCGCGAUAACAGAAGCGCCUCGCCUCGACCUGCGCGCGACGACGCUGGAAGCCGUCGCCGCUCCAUGUCCCCCUCUGGUGCCGAUUCCAGCAUCAAGGAUGCACCCGGUCCCAAGGACGACGACGAUGGUGCCAUCAACCCCGGCUCCAACCUCUUCGUCACCGGAAUCCACCCUCGCCUGUCCGAGGCUGAGGUCUCCAAGAUGUUUGAGAAGUAUGGCGAGGUUGAGAAGUGCCAGAUCAUGCGCGACCCCCACACCAAAGAAUCCCGUGGAUUCGGAUUCGUCAAGAUGGUCACCUCUGAGCAGGCCGAGGCCGCCAAGGAGGGUCUCCAGGGCGAGGUGAUUGAAGGCCGUACCAUGAGCAUUGAGAAGGCCCGCCGUGCCCGCCCUCGUACUCCCACACCGGGCAAGUACUUUGGCCCUCCCAAGCGAGACCCUCGUUCUCGCUUCGAUGAGCGCCGACGUGGCGGCUACGGAGGUGGUGGCUACUCUCGUGAUGACUACUACCGCUACCGCGGCAACGAAAGAGGCUAUGAUCGCAACUAUGAGCGAGGAUAUGACCGGCGAUACGAGGAGCGUGGUGCCGGUGGUGGUGGUAGCGGCAGCGGCAGCGGCUACGACCGCAGCUACCGUGAUGAUCGACGAUAUGACGACCGUAGCUAUGCGGGCAGAGACUCUGAUCGCAGCUACGACCGCGGCUAUGAGCGUCGCGACCGCGACGACAACUACGGUCGCGAGCGUUACGGCAACUCGCGCGAUGACCGCGGCGACCGCUACGGUGCCCGUGGCGGCAACAGCAGCGGCGGCGGAUACGACCGUGAUCGAUACGAGCGUACCGGUGACCGGGACGGCGGCCGAUCUCGAGAGCCUGCCGCCAGCGGUGGCCCAGCAUACGGCGAGCCUGCCUCUCGACCCGAGGCACGCGAGUCCUACGGAGGUUCGAUCUGA